UAUUUCGAUUUCGUCUUGUCAACAACACUUACAAAACUAAAGCGGAUGAGCGACAGUAUUCAGCAUUCAAAUUCAAAUGCAAUAUUCAUAUGUAAAUUUGAUUUUCGAAAACAUUUGGGCCCAACCGCUGGCAGCAUCAUCGCGGCGCGUUCUCACAAAUUUCGACAAGUUCGUUGCUUCAGUCUUCGGUGCCGCUUCGACGCGUCUGGCAGGCGUUUAAUGACGCUUAUUCACUGUAAUAUUGAAAUUACUUGAAAGCAUAGAAAAACAUUUUGAAGAAAACAAGGAAAAUACGAGUUCAAUUAUAAUUGAAAGCAAGUAAACAGCCGGAAAUAAUGAGCUUAGCUUAGAACGCGCAACGCAAAAAAACAAAAAAAAACUGGAACAUCAUUAACCGCACUAACCAGCAGCGCCCUCGUAAACACUAGACAAACAGCGACUCAAAAGGAACGCACAACAACAACAGCAGUAGCUAAUUAAGUCAAACAAUCCAAUCAGCAAAGCAGACAUUGCGCAUUAAACUAAUCAAGAACGAACGCGUCGCCGCCUUCGCGCGCACAACACACAUUUAGUACACUGUUUCGCCGCGCUAACCGCAGUUGAACGCGCGCCGCCCUCGUCAACAUAAAACAAAAAUGUGCAAAACGCCGAGUUCACGUCUGCUGCUGCGGCUCAUAAUCGAUGUUGUGAUUUUAAUUGCGCUCUGCUGCGUCGCGCUGAUUGCGCUGCCCAAACUAUUGCCCACCACGCGGCGCGGCUUCUUCUGCAGCGAUGUCGCGUUGCGCUACCCUUACACCGCAUCGCUGUUGAGUCGCGUACACAUCACAAUUGCGGUGAUCGCACUACCCGCCGCCAUUAUGCUGGUGGUGGAGAUGUUGUGGGCGGCGGUGCGCGCAUCACGCAAGUCUGAGACAAACACAAUUUCGACGCGUCGCGCCGGCGUGCAACAAUUCGUAUUCGUUGGCAUCAACAUACCGACCUUCGUGAGUGAGUGCUACAAGAUUGUCGGCGCCUACUUCUUUGGCCUGGCGCUGGUACUGAUAGCAGCGCGCGCAACGAAAAACUUUGUGGGUCGCUUGCGCCCUUACUUCUUCGACGUCUGCCAACCGCAGUUGUUGGAGACACUUGGCGGUGGUUUGGCUUGUGAGCGCCCUAACGCGCCGCAUGCGCUUAAUGUCACCAGCGGUUAUAUUGAGGACUAUGAGUGCUACGAAUUGGCCGCCUCUGCGGAGUUGUUGGCCAUGGCGCGCCAAUCCUUUCCCAGCAGCUACACAGCCACUGUCGUCUACGCGAUGUGCUUCAUUGUGUUUUAUCUGCAGGCGCGUCUCUCUAAGCGCGCGCUGUUGGUGUUGAAGACUUUGCUGCAAUUCGGUUUUCUCAUUUUGGCCGCGCUAGUCGCCAUUGAGCGUUUCUAUACGCACCAGAAUCACUGGUCGGACAUAUUGGCGGGCGCAGUUUUAGGUUUCUUCAUUGCAGGCUUUACGACGCUCGCGGUGGCGGAUGUCUUCAAGAGUUUGCCGCUGAAGAAACGUAAGCCAAGAGAUGAUUCCAACCGUAUUUAUGGCUACUAUGGUGUUAAUCGUAUUGCAAAAUAUUAUUGAUUUGAUGGAUUUAUGUGUCAGUUUAGAUUAGAAAUUACGUUGGAAGUUGUGUAUAGUUUUUAGCUUAUAUUACAAGUGCAAUAAAAAUAUUAAAACAAAAAAAAA
Messenger RNA from Zeugodacus cucurbitae (melon fly), 1706 nucleotides. Its product is annotated as putative phosphatidate phosphatase. The coding region runs from base 636 to 1601 and encodes 321 amino acids. Gene Ontology annotation, molecular function: phosphatidate phosphatase activity. Gene Ontology annotation, biological process: phospholipid metabolic process; signal transduction; phospholipid dephosphorylation. The record is from RefSeq and is a predicted model, not a curated record. Lineage: Eukaryota; Metazoa; Arthropoda; Insecta; Diptera; Tephritidae. The transcript has a single exon.